Molecule: messenger RNA, 872 nt
Organism: Esox lucius (northern pike)
Lineage: Eukaryota; Metazoa; Chordata; Actinopteri; Esociformes; Esocidae
Product: proline-rich protein 29
Exons: 6
Coding region: 50-643 (197 amino acids)
Source: RefSeq, a predicted model, not a curated record
AACUACGUGCCAGGGUUAGAGCAAGACGAGGUUCAUCUCUGUUAACUCCAUGGCCUGGACCGAAAAUACUUGCCCUCAGUAUCAGCAGUGUGACCAGGACACACAGAACGUCCAUAUAAUUCAACAUCCUGCUCUGGAGUGGCCCAACACCAUCAUACAGCAGCUCUCUGCUGCCAUGUCACCCCCCACUUCCCCCAUCCAACAAGGACAUGUCAAGCAGGACCUGGUGGAGCUGAUUAUGAUCCAGAAUUCCCAGAUGCACCAGGUCAUUAUGAACAACAUGACCAUGUCAGCCCUCAGCUCAACUGACUAUUCCCAGAACCAGCCACCGCCCAGCCGUGAGGCCAGCAGGAUUCUGGAGAUCUUUCAGCAGGAGGAGGAGGUGGAGGAGGUGUACCACUAUCACUACCACUAUCAGCCUGCCAUGGCCUACCUGCCCUACCCCGCCUGGGUGCCUCCACCCCAGCUCCACCCCAGCCUGGUCUACCACAACGCCCCUGAACCCCCAGAGCCAGCACACAGCUCCCCGCACAGAGACAUCAUCAGGAGGGCCGUCCCGCCUCUGCCCUCUUCCAGCACUGCCGGAACUGUGGGCCCUGUCAUCCAGGAGGGCCGUCCCACCUCCGCCCCUGUCCAGCGCUGACGUCCCACCUGCCACAGCGUCUGUCAUGAAUGUGUAGUGGACUAUGACACCACGGAGAGAAGACCGUGAUGACAGCCACCUGCAAGAUCACCUCCCUCACUGGCUGGACAUCAUAUUGCCACAGAAAACUAAAAUACAGCUCGGUAAUAACAGUAACGGUGGAAUUGUUGCUGAGUCUUGCACAAGUAGUUCCCUGUAUUUUGUAUUUUUGUAUUCACACACUUUAAUU